AUCUUAUGGAAGUUACUGCGAAGUUGAUAAUUAUUUGAUAAAAAUAAAUCCAAGAAAGUAAUUAUCUGCUUUAUAAUAUCAGUUUUGAUGUGUAAUUUUUUUUAAGUAAAUGUCACCACUUUCUGUUUAUUUUUAAAUCUUUAAUUCAGUUUAAGUUAUAUUUGUAGUAUUUAAUUUAUAGAAAGGAAGAAAGAUGGGAUUAGAUGUUGUAACUGUUUGUUAUGCCCUAGCCGUUGCCGGAGGUGGUAUAUUAGGAUACAUCAAAGCUGGUAGCACAAGUUCUCUCCUUGCUGGAUUAGGUUUUGGUAGUGUUUUAGGUUAUGGUGCAUAUCAAACUUCCUUAGAUGGAAAGAAUUUUCUUGUAUCAAUUAUUGCCACAUUUACUUUGGGAGUUAUUAUGACUUAUCGAUUUUACUAUUCUGGUAAAUUUAUGCCUGCUGGUUUAAUAGGUUGUAUGAGUUGUCUGAUGAUGAUAAGAAUUUUGUACAAACAUACACUUUCACUGUAAUCUUGCUAUGGUAUUAUUUUUUAACGAGAUUAAACUAUGGGGGAAAAACAAAACAUUGUGGAAUGGGAUAUUGAUUUGUUGAAUAUUAUAUGAUGUGUUAUUAUAACUGCUGUAUGAAGUGUAAAACUAUAUAUGCUAUAGUUGGCAUUUAUGCAUUGUUUAUUCUAACUAUGUCAAAUGUUAUAAAAUCGAAGCGGAUACUGUUUACAUUCCUGUUAUCAAAUUAUGUGAUGUUUUCCAUGUAUAUAUAUUAUUUUAAGUUCCAUUCUAAACUAAAUUAUUAAAAAAAAAAUUUAUCAAAAUAUUUUACAGUAAAAGAGGACAAGUUUUUCAUAACUUUUAAUAAUUUUUUUGAUAUCUAUAAAGGAAUCAGAGUUGCUGAUUUUAUUAAUGACUUCUUAUUUUUUUGUUAAAUUAUUUGAUUCGUGUAGAGCUCUUAUUUUGACUUAUUUUUUUGUAAUUUUGUUUCAAAAUUGUUUGGAAGCAAAUAAAAAUUAUUUCUUUGAUUAUUGACUUGAAAACUAUCUAUUUUAUAUUUCUUUAACCACUAACUAUUAAUUUAUUUAAAAUAAAAUUUACUGAACUGAUUGAGUGAUUGAUGAUUUUUAGCUUCAUUUAUAAUUUCAUUAACUUCAUUCAUCAUUAACUUCAAUUAUAAAUAUGGACCUUUAUUUUGCUAGUGUAAAGUACUUCAAGCAUUUUAAACUAUUAUUAAAACUUAAUGUGUACCCAUUACUGGUUAUUACUAGGUACUUUUUUAAAACCAUUCAAAAAUUAAAAUUCUUUUAAUUUUUUAUGAAUGCAAACAAUUUCUACAAUUUAUGAAUGUUGAAAAAUAGGUAUUAUUAAAUAAUUUUUAUUACAGAAAAUUCUUGUCAAAAAAUUAUCUUAUUCACUUAACUGUUCUGUUAAUCUAAACCCUCUUUAACGCGUUGAAUGCCAUGGGGCUCACUGGUGACUGACACUGAGUUUGUUCAUAGCGCAACGGGGGUUAUUGGUGACUGGCGAAGCCAAGAUUAUUAGAAAAACGUAAUUUGAGUAAAUUUUUAAUGCUUUUAAUUUUUUUUAUUAUUAUCGUUACUAAAAUGGUUUGAAGAAACUAAUGCAAUAUAGAACACACAAAAAUCAUUUUGACCAGACGGGCAAGCCAUAUUAAAUUAGUGUGGCAUUCAACAUGUUAAGCUUUUUACUUUCCACUGUUGCCAUUAUAAGUACAAAACAUGAAUCCACCAGAGAGGACUGUCACUUGAAAUUUUUCUCCACCAAAAAUAAGGGGAAUGUGUGACAACGGAGACUUUGAUGUUUGAGAUGAAGGGAGAAAAGAAAAUGUAACAACAUGUUUGCUCUAUCUCUAUUACAGCUCUAUGGUUGACAUCCCUGCAUGUGUAGUUUCAAUUAUUGUGGAUUUGCCUUUAAAAUUUUUUCCCUUCCAAUUUUUUUUCUCUUUUUCAAUUCUUGGAACUUCUUGUGGCAACUUAUCCUUGACUAAGCAACUUAUGAAAUAUUAAGCUAGGCAAAUGAGAAGUGUACAUUUUUAUUUCAAAUGAAUCCCCCCCCCCUUCUGAUUUAGUUGUUUUAUAGGUUAUCCGCAUAAUUAAAAAAAAUUGCCACCUCGUUGUCACAUAAUUUUUAAGGGAUCUAGUGUUAUGUUUGCACUAGUUGAAAAAGAAAAUUUUUUCUGCUUUUAUUGUUUAAAAAAUUAUUUAAAAUUAUCAGCUUCUAAUGAAGUUCUAAUUCGAAAAUCCAGAACUUAAAUGCAUUUUAUUGAAAAUAAUUAGAUUGUAAAUUUGAUAAGAUUAAUAUGAAAAAAAUUAUUAAUAAAGAUUUUUUAAAGUGGUA
Molecule: messenger RNA, 2347 nt
Organism: Parasteatoda tepidariorum (common house spider)
Lineage: Eukaryota; Metazoa; Arthropoda; Arachnida; Araneae; Theridiidae
Source: RefSeq, a predicted model, not a curated record